AUGUAUAAAUCCAGGGAAGUCCUAACUAGCAGGAAUUCUAAAUCAACUAUCCGUUCUGUAAAGCUUGAUAACUUCAAAAAGCCAUCAAUUUCUAUAAGCCCUCUUAAUUACUCUCCAGAGCCAGGAUUUAUCAAUUGUCAAAACAAGCUGCAUGAUGAAGUCGACAAAUUAGCUCAGAAAAUCAGACAAAAUCGAAGAAAACUUCUAAAAAGAGAUUUAAGCUCUCACAAAGGAAGAGCCAAGCAAGAUUUUUUAACGUUUGAAGACCAAAAUAUGCCAUACCAGCUUGCAAUGAUGAACCAUUAUAGGAGAGAAAUUGUAAACGAGCUUAUCCAUUUUAAGCACAGAGACUUGACCCCUGAAAAAUUAGAAGAAUUAAGAGAAUCAUUAACUCCUACAAUUGUGCAUCAAAUGAACGAAGAAAGUAAAAUUUAAGUAGAGAGGUUGCAUCAAGGCGAAAGAUUUAGACAAGAAAUUUUGAGCAGGUCUCCUCACAGUAAUGCAAUUUAUUCUUUGGCUGCUUUACCGAAGCUAUCCAAACACAAAGUUAUAAAAUCGCUUGAAAGGAUUAUACCUGACUCUUCAAGGUUUAAAAUAGAGUAG
Molecule: messenger RNA, 603 nt
Organism: Blepharisma stoltei
Lineage: Eukaryota; Ciliophora; Heterotrichea; Heterotrichida; Blepharismidae
Source: the annotation of a GenBank genome assembly